This is a messenger RNA of Megalobrama amblycephala (Wuchang bream), 2432 nucleotides long. RefSeq names its product transcription initiation factor TFIID subunit 2-like. Gene Ontology annotation, cellular component: transcription factor TFIID complex. The record is from RefSeq and is a predicted model, not a curated record. Bases 316 to 1086 code for a protein of 256 amino acids. NCBI's taxonomy places the organism in Eukaryota, Metazoa, Chordata, Actinopteri, Cypriniformes, Xenocyprididae. The transcript has 6 exons. Gene Ontology annotation, molecular function: transcription cis-regulatory region binding; chromatin binding; RNA polymerase II general transcription initiation factor activity. Gene Ontology annotation, biological process: transcription initiation at RNA polymerase II promoter.
GAUGAAUAUCCAUCCGGGAACCCAUAGAGCGGGAGGGCGAAGGUUACCAACAAUAUGGCUGAAGACAUGCAGAAGGGAUAAUAGUGUUGUUGCUUAUCUGCAAAAUAGAGAAGGAUGUUGCUGAUUUUAUUAACACUUCACCAUCCUUUCACAAAUUAAAAAAAAACAUGACGGACUACAGAUGGACCACAGCGAUGUUUGAACAAGAAAGAACUUGCCUUUAGUUUUUAAAACAACUAGGAAUUAAGGAUUUAAUGCAACUGAAGAAAAACACCGCAGUUUGAGAGGGUUUCAGUGAAUUAAUUGAAAAGCAGGAUGAACCGCAAGAAAGACAAGGGCUUUGAGAGCCCACGACCAUAUAAACUGACCCAUCAGGUUGUCUGCAUCAACAACAUAAAUUUUCAGAGGAAGUCUGUCAUUGGUUAUGUGGAGCUGACUAUCUUUCCAACAGUGAUGAACCUGAACCGUAUUAAAUUGAACAGCAAACAGUGCCGUAUCUACAGGGUGAGAGUGAAUGAUCUUGAAGCUCCAUUCAUUUACAAUGACCCUACGCUUGAGGUCUGCCAUCAUGAAUCCAAACAGAGGAACCUGAACUAUUUCUCCAGUGCUUACACAGCAGCAGUUAGUGCUGUGGAUCCAGAUGCUGGGAAUGGGGAGCUUUCCAUUAAAGUUCCUUCUGAGCUCUGGAAACAGGGAGAUGAGAUGAAAGUUAUGAAGGUUUACAUUGAAUUCUCAUUGGAUCAACCGAAAGGAGGGUUGCAUUUUGUAGUACCUGAUGUGGAAGGAAGUAUGGCAGAAAGAGCGGCCCAUGUUUUCUCCUUCGGCAACCAGAAUUCCACACGGUUCUGGUUUCCAUGUGUAGACUCAUACUCUGAGCUGUGCACAUGGAAGCUGGAGUUUACAGUGGAUGCCUCCAUGGUGGCAGUGUCCUGUGGGGACCUAGUGGAGACAGUCUACACCCACGAUAUGCGCAAGAAGACCUACCACUACAUGCUGCCCAUCCCCACUGCAGCCCCUAACAUUUCCCUGGCUGUGGGGCCCUUCGAGAUUCUGGUAGACCCCUACAUGCAUGAGGUGUGUGUGUGAGGAAAUCUAAUGUCAUUUUUUGUUUUGAAUGUCAUCCAUAGUUUAGAAAUUUGGAGAAGUUGAUAAAGACAAUGUGACUGUAGCAGGGUGCUUAGCACAGGCCAUUAAAAAGUAUUAAAAGGAAUUUGAGGAAAAUCUAUUUGCUGUAAAUUAAGGUUAUUAAGUAUUACAAAAUCAAAUUACAUUUAAUGUAGGUAUUUAUUUAUUUAUUUUUUGUCUGAACAUUUCCAUCCUUAGGUCUAGGGUUGUACAAUUAAUCAAAAUAAAAAUGGAAUCGUGGUUAUUGAAUUACAAAAGUCUGUGAUUCAACUUAUUAAAUAUAAUGUGGUUGUGCGUUUAAAAACCCUCAUCAUUUACUGGGGCUCGGUUUGCAGUAAAUGCCACUACACAGAACUCUAUCACUGCCUGCACUGCGUGUUUGGGUUGCGACAGAUUUACUUUUUGGCUGGUAAUUUCAAAGAUUUUUUUGGGCAGAAGAUUACAGCAUUUUACCUGGGUCUUGUUCUUUGUACAUGGAUUACUAAAUUAGCUGGAUUUCAUUGCUGACAAUUUGACACGAUCCAGGUUUGUUAGGUUCUUAGAAGCUUAUCCCGGAGUUGCUGUCAUAGCAACAGAUCUGUAAACUCAAACCUGCUCUGGAGCAGGCUUAUUUCAUGUAAACAGGAUUAGAUUCCAUCUUUUUAAAGUCUGUCCCAGCCCACUGCUACUUUCUUGCAAUUGUACCCUAUUGAACCAGGGACAAUAAUAAUUUAAAAUAAUAAAAUAAAUUAAAACGAUUUAAAAAUAACUUUGCAAAUAAUAUUAUAAUGUGUAAUCUAUCAUAAUAUAUAGACACAGUUUUACUGUUUUACUUUACACGGUUUUACUUGAGAGAUUUAUUUGUGAGGGAAUAAUUACCUAAAUAAAGCUGCAAGCAGUGAUCGCAGACCCAAGCCCCGUCGGCACUGUCACUGCAUGACAGGCGAUAUGCAUAUAAAAUGGGUGAAUGUAAAAGGAAUGUCACAUUUACUGGAGUCAGCUGGUGCCCCUAUGACUGUGAACCAAAACAGCCACAUCCAUGAGAUCAUUUAAAUUUAGAUGAAUUAUCAUGUCAUUGGAUGUUAUAGGUCACUUUAUGAGUGCAAAGUUAUACUUUGAAGCUCAAAAUUUUAUAUUUCCAGUAUAUUUAUGUCAAGGUUUUUUAUAUUUUCAUUUACUGAUUUAAUUAUUAACCUACCCAGUUAAUUUAAUUAUUAAACUAUAUUGUCAGUGCCCUACAAAUUAACUGGUUCUGUGGCUUUAUUUUGUUAUUCAAAUGUGUAUAGAAAAAGUCAAGUCCUAAGGGAUUUCUUAUCCUUUAAUGCAGG